Physcomitrium patens is the source of this 1475-nucleotide messenger RNA. The record is from RefSeq and is a predicted model, not a curated record. Lineage: Eukaryota; Viridiplantae; Streptophyta; Bryopsida; Funariales; Funariaceae.
GAGAGAGAGAGAGAGAGAGAGAGAGAGAGAGAUAUCAGUCUCUUGAUCUGCUUCGUUAUGUCUUCUUCUCUCUCUUUUUUAUUCGUUUUUUGCUGUGUGUGUGUGUAUGUGUGUGUUAUUUAUUUAUUUGUUUUGUUUAGUUUUGUUUUGUUUUGUUUUGUUUUGAGUUUUGUCAAUUGUGUUUUGACGGUAUUGUCUUGUUCAGAUGGAUUGUUUUCAUGUUCGUGUGUGUGGAGGAGGGUUUUGGAGUCGAAACCCUUGCGGUGGAUUUUGGUUAGUGUGUUUGUUGAAGUGGGUUGUGGAGUAAGAACCCUUGCGGUGAAUUUUAGCUAAUCGUUGGUGCUUCUUGGUUGUUGUGGAUUGUGAGGAUGUUGAUGUUGGAUUAUGGCUCCUGAACAAGCGGACAAUAUGAAGGAGGAUUCCUGGUUUAAGCUACGACAAUACUACAUGAAGGCGAAGAGCUUGGCUGAGGAAGAAGCAACUGUUUCCUCUAAUUGCGUGGAGCAUCUUGCCGGUCUAUUACCUGGUCAAGCGGCAUCCAACCGCAAGAAACCAGAUUCUAAUGAGAAGAAACGAAAGCGGGUUAGAGCAGAUGAUUCUACACGACUGUCGUCUCCCACUCAACGAAGUACGAGUGCUGCAUAUGCUAAUUUAGUACCUGGAGACCAGGUAGCAGCUCGUAUCUCAAGCGAUGGUGCAGAAAAUGAUGAGUGGAUCGUGGUGAAAUUGACGAAGCAUGACCGGGAAGCAAACAGGUUUGAAGUGAUUGACGAAGAGCCUGACGAUGAAGGAAAUGGCCAAAGCAUACUCAGGAAGUACAAGCUGCCUCCUUCACAGAUUAUCCCUUUUACGAAGAGGUCAGAUGUGUCCAACGCACCAGAUUUUCCUGUAGGAAGCCAAGUGCUGGCUGUUUACCCUGGUACAACUGCACUAUACAAAGCAUCGGUUGUUGGUCCUCAACGCAAGAAACGAAGUGACGAGUAUUCUCUGGAGUUUGAUGGCGAUGAAGAAGAAGGAGUAGCUGGCCUCCCAACAAAGAUCGUCCCCUUCUACCACGUUGUGCAAUUACCAAGUGGGCACCGGCAAUGACAACAGCAACUACUUGAAGAAACAUUCCCAGACCUGAUUUUUUGUUCUUUUUUCUCUUCUUUUUUUUGUGGUACUUCACUUCCAUGUGCAUGUUGUAAAACCAACCAUUGUACGAUGUUACGUAGAACCAUAUUAGAUAGAACUGGGGUCCCUCGCUUGCUCUCAUCCUCCACCACCUAAACGUACAGAUGUAGAACACUGAAGACCCCACACUAGCUUCGGAGCUUCCUAUUAUAACCAUGGUCAGUAUCAAAGUAGCACAGGCUUACAAGGACUUUCCGGCCAUCCAUCUGAUUAUGAUGGACACUUGUACAUAACCCCACUUACGUGAAAAUUGAAAGCCAUGCGUGUCCUACUGUUUUUGCGAAGGGCUUCGCUUCUGGGUU